This is a messenger RNA of Letharia columbiana, 714 nucleotides long. RefSeq lists its product as uncharacterized. NCBI's taxonomy places the organism in Eukaryota, Fungi, Ascomycota, Lecanoromycetes, Lecanorales, Parmeliaceae. The coding region runs from base 1 to 714 and encodes 237 amino acids. The transcript has a single exon. The record is from RefSeq and is a predicted model, not a curated record.
AUGGGCAACCUCCAUCCUCUCCCUCUCGGCCCCAGGCGCCGAAAUUGCCGGCACCCCUGCCAAAGAGCAACCCCGAAUCCGGCCGCGCCCUCGCACGCGGGCGGGACGCUGCCGUUUCUGGCCUGGCGGCUGGACGCGCUGUGCUCGGUGUUGUUUGCGAAUCUGCUGACGGACGCGUCGCCGAAGGUUGUGGAGGACGCGAAGAGCUUCUACUUCGAUGUCGCGUUGAGUGGGAGUGGGAGCAUUUUGGAUUCGCUGUUGGAGUGGGCGCCGAAGGAGAGGGUGCUGUAUGGGAGUGGUUUCCCGUAUGCGACGACCGAGGCGGAGUGGAACGAUAAGGUUUUGGAGGGGUAUGAGGUUGAUGAGGGGGAUGAGGGAGGCGAUUUAUUGGGAGAAUGCUUUGAGGUUGUUUCCAAGGCUGGCGGGGAAGGAGGGAAAGUAGGGUCGGAAGCUGUAGUCGAAUGUUUGACUACAUCCACCCAACCCACCCCUCAUACGACAUGGAAGAACGGCACACCAAUAUGGGAAAACAGCUGCGCUAGCAAAAUUGAAUUGGGCCUAGGAUUUUUUUUUUUAAAUGAUAGACCAAAUAGAGAGAGCAUGAUAGACACUGGAACAAGUACUCAAAUUCGACAGUAUAACUCGUCUUCUGACCUUGAUCUUUCCCGCGACCCCCUACUUUCCGAGACUUUUCGUCGGGUGCCUACAUAUUGA